CAGAAAGAAACAACAAAAAGUGGCUCGACUGGCAAACGUUGAUCAGUAGUCCCUCACUCACUGCUGGAUUUUAAACUUCUCUCUGAUCUGAAGAAAGAAAAUCAGCCCUUUGCCCUUUUUUCGAGGAUAGAAAAUGUCUGGAAAACUGAAUUACAAAGUCGCCGAUAUUUCCUUGGCCGAGUUCGGCAGGAAAGAAAUCACCCUCGCUGAGAAUGAAAUGCCUGGGCUGAUGGCCAUUCGCAAGAAAUAUGGACCUCAGAAGAUACUCAAGGGUGCGAGAAUAGCCGGCUGUCUCCACAUGACGGUCCAGACAGCAGUUCUCAUCGAGACCCUCACGGAACUAGGGGCAGAGGUACAAUGGUCCUCGUGCAACAUUUUCAGUACCCAAGACCAUGCAGCGGCAGCAAUCGCGAAGACGGGUGUUCCCGUUUACGCCUGGAAGGGUGAAACCGAUGAGGAGUACAACUGGUGCAUCGAACAAACUCUAGUUUUCAAGGAUGGAAAGCCCCUGAACCUCAUCUUGGAUGACGGAGGUGAUCUCACCAAUCUCGUCCACACUAAAUACCCAGAGUACCUGAAAGACUGCCGCGGUAUCUCCGAGGAAACAACUACUGGUGUCCACAAUCUCUACAAAAUGCUCCGAGAGAAUAAACUCAAAGUCCCAUCCAUCAACGUGAAUGAUUCCGUCACAAAGAGUAAAUUCGACAACCUUUAUGGAUGCCGAGAGUCCCUGAUCGACGGAAUAAAACGAGCAACUGAUAUAAUGAUCGCUGGGAAAGUGUGCGUGGUUGCAGGAUACGGAGACGUAGGCAAGGGUUGCGCUCAAAGCCUCCGGGCCUUCGGUGGUCGAGUCAUAAUCACUGAAAUCGAUCCGAUAAACGCUCUCCAGGCUGCCAUGGAGGGGUACGAAGUUACAACAAUGGAGGAAGCUGCUCCAAAAGCCCAAAUCUUCGUCACAACGACUGGUUGCAAGGACAUCAUCACUGGUGAACACUUUGAGUCGAUGCCGGAUGACGCUAUUGUCUGCAAUAUCGGACACUUUGACUGUGAGAUUCAGGUGUCGUGGCUGGUGAAGCACGCUGUCGAAAAGAUUAACAUCAAGCCACAAGUUGAUAGGUACAAGCUUAGCAAUGGCAGACACGUAAUUCUGCUUGCUGAGGGACGACUGGUCAAUCUGGGAUGCGCCACUGGACACUCCAGCUUCGUCAUGAGUAAUUCGUUCACUAAUCAAGUGUUGGCACAGAUCGAACUGUGGACCAAGCCUGGAGACUACAAAAUUGGAGUUCACAUGCUGCCUAAAAAGCUCGAUGAAGAAGUGGCUGCCCUUCACCUGGAGAAACUCGGCGUCAAACUCACGAAAUUGACUCCAGAGCAGGCGAAAUACUUGGACAUUCCUGUGAAUGGACCCUUCAAGCCUGACCAUUACAGAUACUGAAUGAAUUCUACCAAUCAUUGACAAUCAUGUGGGGAUUCUUCUUUGCGAAAUUUAUGGUUUCUAUUUUCAACUUGAAGUGUAUGAUUUUAGUAAGGGAUAGUGAUGUGAAGUGAGCAUUUCCAUCGAUAAAGAAAAUUUUUUGUA
Messenger RNA from Diachasmimorpha longicaudata, 1579 nucleotides. RefSeq names its product adenosylhomocysteinase (gene Ahcy). The coding region runs from base 134 to 1435 and encodes 433 amino acids. Gene Ontology annotation, biological process: L-methionine cycle. Gene Ontology annotation, cellular component: cytosol. The record is from RefSeq and is a predicted model, not a curated record. The transcript has 5 exons. Gene Ontology annotation, molecular function: adenosylhomocysteinase activity. NCBI's taxonomy places the organism in Eukaryota, Metazoa, Arthropoda, Insecta, Hymenoptera, Braconidae.